Seminavis robusta is the source of this 303-nucleotide messenger RNA. Lineage: Eukaryota; Bacillariophyta; Bacillariophyceae; Naviculales; Naviculaceae. The record is from the annotation of a GenBank genome assembly.
AUGGAACACGGGGAUAUCCGGGUCGACAUCGAACUUCUCACAGCAACAAUUUUUCACUUCGGAUGUGUAUUGGUCAGCAGAGCCUUUCGAGAGGCGCUUGGCGUUGGCUUUACACGCACGCGUUGCGUAGGAUAUCAUGUAGGUGAAAAACGAGCCUACCAAAGAGCCCCACCAUUUGAAGAUGGCUUUUUGGUCUUCCUGCGGGGGAAUGCCUUCGUAUGGGAUGUCUUUGGCUUCCACAGGGUUGAUACCAAUCUGCUUGCAAUAAUCUUUCAAGAAGAAAUUGAAAUGGGCGAGGCCUAG